AUGUCGACCAAGGAACGAGAGGUGAUCUCGAAGGACAACUUUAAUGAAGAAGACAAGGAGAAGUUCUUCGCCAACUUGGACGACGAAGUGACGGAGAGAAAACUCCGGCAGGUCUGGAGCAAUUUGAGUGGCCUUUGGUUCGUUCAUAGUAAGAUGUCAACCUGGGAAGAGCCAUAUCAAGAACGCAAGCUUGGCCUUUUGCCAAGGUCGCGGGAGUCUGGCGAAAGCGUUUUGGCUAGACAUGAUAUAGCAGCUUUUUGCUGCAAGGGCUGCAAAGAUAUUGAUGACUUCUCCCCAGGGCAAGACAACUUCAGUUGUGCGCGAUUAGCUGGAGGCUUUCGCCUGCAUUGUAUUGCUGAUGGUCAUGGGCCAGGGGGUCAUUGGGUCUCGGAUCGCGUGGUGCGGAUACUCCCGUAUUUUUUAAGCUCCCGGGAUUGCCGAAGUUUGCUGUGCAAGGGUGAGGUGGAGUCUGCAUUGAAUUCUGCCUUUGAACGGAUGGAAGAAGACCUGGAGUCUGCCGCGGAACAAGAUGACAUCAAUUUGCUCGUGGCUGGGACCACGGUGGUUUGUAUUCUCCGGCAAAUCCACAGCCCCAUCGUUUGGGUCGCUUGCGUUGGGGACUCCCGUGCGAUUCAUCUUUGUGGCGAUGGCAAGGUGUCUUUCUCAACCAACGACCAUAAGCCUUCCAAUCCUGUCGAGCGUGAGCGCGUUAUCCGACAUGGCUGUGAAAUCACCGUCAGCGCGGCGGAGAAUGGAGAGGAACUGGAGAAGAUUUGCGUGGAGGGAGAACGUGGAAGAGUGCCGGAGCUUGGCUUUACUCGAUCCUUGGGCGAUUUAAUGUACAAAAGAUUCGGUGUGAUAGCUGAACCAGAGAUCUUCAAGCUGGAGAAGGAGCUUGACAGCUCGGGCCACUUCAUCCUAGCGAGCGAUGGUGUCUGGGAGUUUUUGAGCAGCGAUGACAUUGCCAAGAUCGUCCAGAGCAAGCUGGCCGUUGGCAUGCCGAAGGAAGCCAUUGUGAGAGAAGUGGCACAGGUUGCUCGAGCAAAGUGGAAGGAAGAGGACGAGUAUUGUGACGAUAUCUCUGUCAUUAUGGUUCCAACUGCACAGAAGACAGCUGCUCCACCAGCUCCAGAUGACAGCUGCUUGGGAGGUCUGAUUUACUGUUCUGAGGAAAUGCGAGCGCGGAUUGAGAAAUUGUUUGGUCCAUGA
This is a messenger RNA of Durusdinium trenchii, 1209 nucleotides long. The record is from the annotation of a GenBank genome assembly. Lineage: Eukaryota; Dinophyceae; Suessiales; Symbiodiniaceae.